UGGUUAUUUAACACACUGACAUCGACACUGAUGCCUCUUUAUCACCUACAAAAGCAAACAAGACCAUCAAUAUCAAGAAUGAUUAUUUCUAAAGAGUCAUUGACUCUGACUGCAAUCAUCAAUAUUCAAACAGAAGAUGUCAUGACUGAAUUGAUGUGUGGAUGAGGCUGCUGAAUCGAACCAUAAACUUCAACAGUCCCUCAGCUGACUGGUGUCCAUGCAGGUGUCGCUGCUCUUCUUCAGCAGCCUUUCCUCUGCAAUUCGACACCAUAAACAGACGAUGCCCAAGCCUGGCCAAUGAAGACCCGGGACACGGCACAUCAGACACCGAACACGAAGCUACACCAAGCAGUGAUCAUGGGAACACCUCAAGCUCAGAGUCUGGACAUGCUGAUGCUGAACACGGGGACGCUCACGAUUCGGAGCCCAUCACUACUCUUCCUAUUGUCAGCUGGAAGUGGCACCAUGUGUCCACACCGUACAUCGUGACCCUCUGGAUCCUGGUCAGCUGGCUCUGCAAAAUCAUCAUCGAAGCCAACCACCAUGUGACCAGCGUGAUCCCAGAGAGCGCGCUGCUCAUCUGCUUCGGCUUCAUUCUGGGCGGGAUUAUUUGGGGUGCAGACAAAGUGCAGACCUUCACGCUGACCCCGACCGUCUUCUUCUUUUACCUGCUACCUCAAAUCAUCCUGGAUGCGGGUUACUCCAUGCCUAACAAGCUCUUCUUCAGCAACAUGGGGGCCAUCCUGGUCUACGCCGUCAUCGGGACCUGCUGGAACGCCGCAAGCUUGGGGCUGUCGCUGUGGGGGUGUCACAUGGGAGGGGCCAUGGGUGACCUGGACAUCGGGCUGCUCCAGUAUCUUCUCUUCGGCAGUCUGAUCGCCGCCGUGGACCCGGUGGCCGUCAUCGCUGUGUUUGAGCAGGUCCACGUCAAUGAGGUCCUCUUCAUCUUGGUGUUUGGAGAGUCGCUGCUGAACGACGGCGUCACAGUGGUGCUGUUCAAUGUAUUCGAUGCAUUUGUGUCACUCGGAGGAUCCAAAAUUGACGCUGUGGAGAUCAUUAAAGGAAUAAUUUCCUUCUUUGUGGUGGCGUUUGGUGGCUCCCUCGUGGGCUUUAUUUUUGGCCUGCUGAUCUCUCUUGUGACCAGAUGCACUAAAAACGUUCAGAUCAUCGAGGCGGGCUUCGUCUUCGUCCUGGGAUACCUCUCGUACCUGACCGCUGAGAUGCUCUCCCUGUCUGCCAUCCUCUCGAUCGUCUUCUGUGGCAUGUGCUGCCAGAAGUACAUCAACGCAAACAUGGACGAGCGAUCAGUCACCACGGUCAGGUUUCUCAUGAAGCUUUUAGCCAAUGGGUCAGAAACCAUCAUCUUUGUGUUCCUCGGGAUCUCAGCCAUUGAUAAGGCGAUCUGGGUGUGGAACACUGGCUUCAUCCUCCUCACGCUCCUCUUCAUCAUCGUGUACAGAUUCAUCGGGGUCUUCUUCCUCACCUGGAUUCUCAACAAGUUCAGGCUGGUCCCAAUUGAGCUCAUAGAUCAGGUGAUUAUGAGCUACGGUGGCCUGCGAGGUGCCGUCGCAUACGGCCUGGCGACCAUGUUGGAUGAGAACAAGAUAAAAGAGAAGAAUCUGAUGGUCUGCACGACUCUCAUCGUAGUGUACUUCACCGUCAUUCUUCAGGGAAUAACGAUGAAACCUUUGGUCCAAUGGCUCAAAGUGAAGAGAGCUGCUGUGGCCGAGCUCACACUCGUAGAGAAAGUGCAGAACAAGGUGUUCGAUCACAUGCUUGUUGCAAUAGAAGACAUAUCCGGACAGAUUGGGCACAACUACAUGAGGGACAAGUGGAAUCACUUCGAGGAGAACUGGAUGUCGAGGGUUUUGAUGAAGCCGUCAGUGAGGAAGAACCGGGACCACGUCUUCAAAGUCUUCCAUAAGCUGAACCUCAAAGAUGCUAUGAGCUACGUGGAAGAGGGUGAGCGUAGAGGCUCUCUGGAGUUCAUCCGCAAUGAAACCGCGAUCAUCGAUUUCAAGAAGAAGUUUGGAGAUGAAUACUCAGAGAUCAUACCCGACAUCCCGUCUGACACGUCUGACGAUCACGGAGGAAUGUCCGCCAUGAGAAGAGACCCCGUGCCGUCAGUGAGCCUGGAGAUGCACGAGCAGAACAUGAACGGUAUGAGGGAAUCAGAGGACAUCAACACACACCACCUGCUGCAGCAGCAUCUGUACAAGGGCAGGAAACAGCAUCGGCACAGGUACAGCCGAACUCACUUCGAUGUCAACAAAGACGAGAACGAGGUGCAGGAGAUCUUCCAGAGGACCAUGAGGAGCCGCUUGGAGUCUUUCAAGUCUGCAAAGAUGGGUGUUGCUCCACCAAAGACUAUAAGCAAGCACACAAAGAAAGACCAGCAGCAAAAGAUGCCAAACGGGAAAUCAAUGGACAAAAGUAAAAGCUACCAUUCUGGUGAUGAAGACUUUGAGUUCUCAGAGGGAGACAGCGCCUCGGGAUACGACCCAUCAGGCCAUUCGUUCCCCAGGAGGGUCUCCUACAGAGCAGGAGCUGGCAUCGAGAAUCCAGCCUUCAUGCCGGACCUGGACCCCUUGUCGGCAGUGCAGAUCCCCCCGUGGCUGGCAGAGGCGGAGCUGGACAGCGGCACGGUGGCUCCCUCGCAGCGAGCUCAGGUGAGGCUGCCGUGGACGCCCAGCAACCUGAGCCGCCUCGCUCCCCUCCGUAUCAGCACCCGCUCCAACGACUCCUUCAUGGAGGCCGACGCCUCCGCCGCACAGCAGAGGGACAACGAGCUGCCUCCACCUCCCCAUCCGCCUCCCCCACCACCUCACAGAGACGGAGGUCACAUGUGAGGUCUAGGUCUGCACUCUACCCAUCAAUGACCUUUACAGUGUGCACAGUGGCAUCUCAUUCACCAGCACGUUCGACAUUGUCACAUUUUCUCCUGUUUUAACAUAAACUAGUCAAACUGUGCAAAUCACUCCCUCUGGAGUCUCCUAUUACCCCUGAAUGUGACACGCAAACCUUCUCCAGACCUUUGACAUUUAUAAACUUCUGUGUUUUUUUAAAGAUAAUUUAUGUAGCGUUAGAGUAGAUAAAUAAUUCCACCUUUAUUAUCUGAAUAGAACAAUGUAUGUGUUUUCUUGUUUGUCUCAGAUCAGAGUCUAUUGUUGAGUUUGAACUUUUAAAUAAGAGCAUUGUAAAAAUGUCACAUGUAUGAUACAGUUAUAUUAUAUUUAUUCAAAAAUAAGUUUGGGUGUUGUUUGGAUUCUUCAAUCUCCUGAAAUCUUUUCGUCAUUAAAGUUUUUAUUAACUUUUCAAUGCAUGACAAAUAGGAUAAUGUACAGAAAGGACAUCCAUCUCUCUGUCAGAGUCCAAAAGCAGUCCCAAGAGGUGAUAAAGUUCCCACCUCUGUUCAUGUGUUGUAUGAUCCUCUAGCUUCCUUUACAUAUUUUCUGCAGUCUGACAAAAUGUUCAGCCACCUAUCCCAUGUAACCUUCAACUGAAAUCUGACAUUUUGAGUAACUUUUUUUAAAAUAAAUUCACUUCAACA
Messenger RNA from Notolabrus celidotus (New Zealand spotty), 3550 nucleotides. It is a transcript of the gene slc9a3.1, whose product is annotated as solute carrier family 9 member A3, tandem duplicate 1. Lineage: Eukaryota; Metazoa; Chordata; Actinopteri; Labriformes; Labridae. The coding region runs from base 162 to 2849 and encodes 895 amino acids. Gene Ontology annotation, biological process: sodium ion transport; regulation of pH; proton transmembrane transport. The transcript is spliced from 18 exons. Gene Ontology annotation, cellular component: apical plasma membrane; brush border membrane. The record is from RefSeq and is a predicted model, not a curated record. Gene Ontology annotation, molecular function: sodium:proton antiporter activity.